GACUCGCAGCGCGGCCAGGCGGCGUAAGUGUGCGGCGGCCUGACUGGCAGGACUGGGGGGAGCGGAGGACUCAGACGACCCGGGAGAGCGCUCUGGGCGCUGCCCACGUCCGCCUCCUCCACCGACUGCCCUCCGCCAGGUGCGGUGCUGCAACCCGGUGCCGGACCCGCAAGAGGGACCCCACCCGGUGGCCUAGGAGGUCGUCAGUCCCGCCUUGUUUUUUUACACCCGGAGGACCUAGGCUCCCGGAGGACAAGGAACCGCCCAACAUGGCAUCGGAGAGCGGGAAGCUAUGGGGUGGCCGGUUUGUCGGCGCAGUGGACCCCAUCAUGGAAAAGUUCAACUCGUCCAUCACGUACGACCGGCACCUCUGGGAGGUGGACGUGCAGGGCAGCAAAGCCUACAGCCGGGGCCUGGAGAAGGCAGGGCUCCUCACCAAAGCCGAGAUGGACCAGAUACUCCAUGGCCUGGACAAGGUAGCUGAGGAGUGGGCUCAGGGGACCUUCAAACUACACCCCAAUGAUGAGGACAUCCAUACGGCCAACGAGCGGCGUCUGAAGGAGCUCAUUGGUGAAACCGCGGGGAAGCUGCACACGGGACGAAGUCGGAACGACCAGGUGGUCACUGACCUCAGGCUGUGGAUGCGGCAGAAUUGCUCCACGCUGUCAGCCCUCCUCUGCGAACUCAUCAGAACCAUGGUGGAUCGGGCAGAGGCGGAACGUGAUGUCCUCUUCCCAGGGUACACACACCUACAAAGGGCUCAGCCAAUCCGCUGGAGCCACUGGAUCCUGAGCCAUGCCGUGGCUCUGACCAGAGACUCUGAAAGGCUGCUGGAGGUGCAGAAGCGGAUCAACGUCCUGCCCCUGGGGAGCGGGGCCAUCGCAGGCAACCCCCUGGGUGUGGACCGGGAACUGCUCCGAACAGAACUGGACUUUGGGGCCAUCACUGUCAACAGCAUGGAUGCCACCAGUGAGCGAGACUUUGUGGCCGAGUUCCUGUUCUGGGCUUCACUGUGCAUGACCCACCUCAGCAGGAUGGCUGAGGAUCUCAUCCUCUAUGGCACCAAGGAGUUCAGCUUUGUGCAGCUCUCAGAUGCCUACAGCACUGGAAGCAGCCUGAUGCCCCAGAAGAAAAACCCAGACAGCCUGGAGCUGAUCCGGAGCAAGGCGGGGCGAGUUUUUGGACGGUGUGCUGGGCUCUUGAUGACACUCAAGGGACUUCCGAGCACCUACAACAAGGACUUACAGGAGGACAAGGAAGCCGUGUUUGAAGUGUCCGACACCAUGAGCGCCGUCCUCCAAGUGGCCACUGGUGUCAUCUCUACCCUGCAGAUUCACCGUGAGAACAUGGGACGGGCUCUGAGUCCUGACAUGCUGGCCACUGACCUCGCCUACUACCUGGUCCGAAAAGGGAUGCCAUUCCGCCAGGCCCACGAGGCCUCCGGGAAAGCCGUGUUCAUGGCCGAGACCAAGGGGGUCGCCCUCAGUCAGCUGUCACUGCAGGAGCUGCAGACCAUCAGCCCCCUGUUCUCGGGCGACGUGAGCCACGUGUGGGACUACGGACACAGCGUGGAGCAGUACCAGGCCCUGGGCGGCACCGCGCGCUCCAGCGUCGACUGGCAGAUCGGCCAGCUGCGAGCUCUCCUCCGGGCACAGCAGGCCGAGAGCCCUCCCCACGCCUCCCCCAAAUAAAGCGGGCCCUGGAGGAGGCCGUGUGUGUUUCCCGCCCA
Molecule: messenger RNA, 1729 nt
Organism: Budorcas taxicolor (takin)
Lineage: Eukaryota; Metazoa; Chordata; Mammalia; Artiodactyla; Bovidae
Gene: ASL
Product: argininosuccinate lyase
Exons: 16
Coding region: 270-1691 (473 amino acids)
Cellular component (GO): cytosol
Molecular function (GO): argininosuccinate lyase activity
Source: RefSeq, a predicted model, not a curated record